AUGUCGUGUUUAGUGCAUCAUAAAUGCUUUCGUUCCUCAUUUCACAGUGUUAUUAAUGAACUUCGAAAUGAGGCUCGUACACCAGUAUCAAUUUUACAGACGAUGCCGCGUCAAUGUUGCAAAUGCAACGAUGAAAAUCAACAAACAGUAGAACUUGCGGUUAUGAAAGAGCAGAAUGAAUUGCCGAAAUUAAAACAACUUAUCGAACGGAUAAAUCGAGAAAAACAAACUAAUCCAAAAUUAGUUUUAUCAUUGAAUCUACUAAUUAGUUUUAUUGAAAAAAAUCGAAGUCCUACUCUAGUGUCAUCAAAACAAAGUAGUUCAUCAUCGAGCAAUAACGAUUCUUCAGCAGGUUCAAAAGAUAACAGUCCCAUGAACGUAUCGAGACCAAUAUCUACACGUGGAGGAAAACCUGGAAGACAAACCUGCAAACCUAGUAGAAAAACGCCAGAAUCAUUGGAAAAAAUAAAAAGUGGAACAUUUGUUUUUUUGCCAUACGUUGGCCAAGUUAAGAAACAAGAAAAACGUAAAAGUUAUUACGAAAUAUUAGCUAAUCACUUGCAACUUCAACGAUUUAUAAGUCGUAAUGGUCAUAUUCCUGAAUUAGAAAAUCAGUAUGGCGUUCGUAUUAACAUAAUUACAAAAAAAACAAGAAGAAACGUUACUCAAGCACUUGAUAAUGCUAUGAAGGGUUUUGAAAAUCUUAAAAUUCAUAAUCAUCUGGAAACUAUAGAAAAUGCACAACAAAAAUUGGGUGAAUGGGUUCUUAUACGCUCAAAAAAACCACAGAAGGAAACCAAAUCAGCUAGUGUUCAGCAAGCAUUAGAAGAUCUAAUGAAUCGAUGGGAAAGUUGUUUAAAAGUCGAAAAACGUGAACGUGAUGAUGACUCUGAUUCUGGCAAAGAAGUUCCAAAAAAGAAAUAA
Rotaria socialis is the source of this 924-nucleotide messenger RNA. NCBI's taxonomy places the organism in Eukaryota, Metazoa, Rotifera, Eurotatoria, Philodinida, Philodinidae. The record is from the annotation of a GenBank genome assembly.